Messenger RNA from Gastrolobium bilobum, 1998 nucleotides. RefSeq names its product proline-rich receptor-like protein kinase PERK13. The transcript is spliced from 8 exons. The coding region runs from base 1 to 1998 and encodes 665 amino acids. The record is from RefSeq and is a predicted model, not a curated record. Lineage: Eukaryota; Viridiplantae; Streptophyta; Magnoliopsida; Fabales; Fabaceae. Gene Ontology annotation, biological process: protein phosphorylation. Gene Ontology annotation, molecular function: protein kinase activity; ATP binding.
AUGGCUCACAAGCACUCCAACAACGACAAUGAUUCUUCUCCAUCAAAAGAUUCUUCACCAUCUAAAUCGGACAAGGACCCUCCUGAUGAUGAUUCAGCUCCAUCACCAAAAUCUCAUCAUUCAGAUUCUCCCGAAAGUGCUCCGUCUCCGUCGCCGCCGCAGCAUCGGUCAAAGCCUCCACCUCCACCACCAUCACCAUCACCACCACCACCACCCUUACCCUCUCCACCGCCACCAUCAGCACCACCUCCCUCUCAACCAGCAUACUCUCCACCACCACCCUCGCCAUCGCCACCACCACCACCACGGCCGUCGUUGCCGCCAACUUUGAACGAUGUCAACUCUUCCUCUCCUCGUAAACUGUCACCACCACCGCCACAGAUACAAGCCCCACCUCCCCCUGAGAGAUUUUCUUCUCCAACUUCACGUAGUGCACCCUCCAAUUAUUCAACCAAUGGAAUAUCUGAAAACUCACCAAACAAAUCACCCCUCGCCCCAGGGUCAAACCGUCAAGCCAUGCACGGUGGUGGUGGCAGUGGCGGUGGUGGUGACUCUUAUGCAAAUUCAAGGGGUUCUUCUCCUGGCUCCUCCUCCGGUGACAAUGCAGGCAAAUAUAUUGGAUAUACCCUCGCUGGGGUUUUCGUUGUUGCCUUAGUUGCUGUAGUUGUUAUUUUCACCUUUAGGAGGAAGAAAACAAAAGAUGUCUAUGGUGCACCCUAUAUGCCACCCCCUAAUAAUAUCCUUCGUGUAAAUUCAGGUGCUGAUGGGCAUUACUAUAUACAGCAGCCUGGCCCACAAGCUUCUCUUGCAAACAACUAUGGAAAUGGGAACAUUGCAGGAAGCAUGAAACAUUUAGGAGGAACUCAUUUAGAUUCAUCACAGCCCAAGAGUGCUCAAAUAGUUUUUAGCUACGAUAACGUUAUGGAAAUGACUAAUGGAUUUUCUAGUCAAAACGUUGUUGGAGAAGGAGGAUUUGGGUGUGUUUACAAGGGUUGGCUUCCUGAUGGAAAAGAAGUUGCAGUCAAGCAACUUAAGGCUGGCAGUGGACAAGGAGAUAGGGAAUUCAGGGCUGAAGUGGAGAUAAUCAGUCGUGUUCAUCAUCGAUAUUUGGUAUCAUUAGUUGGUUAUUGCAUAUCUGAGCAGCAAAGAGUGCUUAUCUACGAGUAUAUUCCUAAUGGGACACUCCAUCAUCACUUGCAUGAAAGUGGACUGCCAGUGUUGGAUUGGGACAAGAGGCUGAAGAUAGCAAUUGGCGCUGCAAAGGGCCUGGCAUAUCUGCAUGAGGACUGCAGCCAAAAGAUUAUUCACAGAGAUAUUAAGUCCGCAAACAUACUUUUGGAUGAUGCUUAUGAGGCAAAGGUUGCAGAUUUUGGACUUGCGAGGCUAGCCGAUGCUGCCAAUACCCAUGUAUCAACUCGGGUUAUGGGAACAUUUGGGUACAUGGCUCCAGAGUAUGCAACAAGUGGAAAAUUGACGGAUAGAUCAGAUGUUUUCUCAUUUGGGGUUGUCCUCCUUGAGCUUAUAACUGGAAGAAAACCUGUUGAUCAAACUCAGCCUUUGGGAGAUGAGAGUUUGGUUGAGUGGUCUCGUCCACUUCUCCUUCGUGCAAUUGAGACACGUGAAUUUGGGGAACUAAUAGACCCAAGACUUGAAAAUCACUUUGUGGAGAGUGAAAUGUUCAGAAUGAUUGAAGCAGCUGCAGCUUGUGUUCGCCAUUCAGCUCCUAGACGGCCUCGUAUGGUUCAGGUGGUAAGAGCCUUAGAUAGUGGAGAUGAAAUAUCUGAUCUAUCUAAUGGGGUGAAAUUUGGUCAGAGCACUAUUUAUGAUUCUGGCCAGUAUGAUAAAGACAUUAUGCUAUUCAGGAGGAUGGCCAAUGGCAGCUUUGUUAGUUCUGAAUUUGAUAUGCACAGUACAGAAUACAGUUUUUCAAGACAGACGCCUGAAUCCCAACAUUCAGAAUCUAGAGCUUUCAACAAGCAUAGGAGCAGUACUGAAUGA